Messenger RNA from Huiozyma naganishii CBS 8797, 2172 nucleotides. It is a transcript of the gene VPS1, whose product is annotated as dynamin-like GTPase VPS1. Gene Ontology annotation, molecular function: GTP binding; microtubule binding; GTPase activity. The record is from RefSeq and is a predicted model, not a curated record. Gene Ontology annotation, cellular component: membrane; peroxisome; cytoplasm. Gene Ontology annotation, biological process: peroxisome organization. NCBI's taxonomy places the organism in Eukaryota, Fungi, Ascomycota, Saccharomycetes, Saccharomycetales, Saccharomycetaceae. The transcript has a single exon. The coding region runs from base 1 to 2172 and encodes 723 amino acids.
AUGGACGAGCAUCUGAUAGCGACUAUCAACAAGCUGCAGGAUGCGCUGGCGCCGCUCGGGGGCGGGUCGCAGUCGCCGAUCGAUUUGCCGCAGAUUACUGUCGUCGGGUCGCAGUCGUCUGGGAAGUCCUCCGUGCUGGAGAACAUUGUAGGGAGGGAUUUCCUUCCUCGGGGGACCGGGAUUGUUACGCGGAGGCCGCUUGUGCUGCAAUUGAUCAACAGACGGUCGCAGCAGACCCCCGCUGAACAGAAGAAAUCCGAUGCGGUGCGGGAUCAACUGUUGGAUCUGAACUUGAACGACGAGGAUCAGAAGCAGAAGCAGAAGGGCGGUGAUGAGCCGCAGCAUGGCCAGUCCGAGGAUAACACGGAGGAGUGGGGGGAAUUUUUGCACUUGCCCGGGAAGAAGUUCUUCAACUUCGACGAUAUUAGGCAAGAGAUUGUCAAGGAGACUGAUAAAGUGACUGGUGCGAAUUCCGGGAUUUCUCCUGUCCCCAUCAACCUGCGUAUAUACUCCCCUUACGUGCUGACUUUGACGUUGGUUGACUUGCCCGGGUUGACGAAAGUACCCGUUGGUGACCAACCCCCUGAUAUCGAGAAGCAGAUUAAGGACAUGCUGUUGAAGUACAUUGCCAAGCCUAACGCGAUCAUUCUCUCCGUGAACGCGGCCAACACAGAUUUGGCCAACAGUGACGGGUUGAAGUUGGCCAGAGAGGUGGACCCAGAGGGGACCAGGACCAUCGGUGUGCUGACGAAAGUGGACCUGAUGGACCAGGGGACGGACGUCAUCGAUAUCUUGGCCGGUAGAGUGAUCCCAUUGCGGUACGGGUACAUUCCCGUGAUCAACAGAGGUCAGAAGGAUAUCGAGCGGAAGAAGACGAUCAGACAGGCGCUGGAGGACGAGCGCAGGUUCUUUGAAAACCACCCAUCGUACGGGUCGAAGGCUCACUACUGUGGUACGCCAUACUUGGCGAAGAAACUGAACUCGAUCCUGCUGCACCACAUCAGACAGACUCUGCCCGAGAUCAGAAACAAGAUUGAGAUGACGUUGAAGAAGUACCAGCAGGAGCUGUACAGUCUUGGGCCGGAGACGAUGGACUCCGCGUCGUCCAUUGUCCUGAGCAUGAUCACCGAUUUCUCGAACGAGUACGCCGGUAUCCUGGACGGUGAGGCAAGGGAACUGUCCAGUCAGGAGUUGUCCGGUGGUGCGAGAAUCUCCUUUGUGUUCCACGAAGUGUUCAAGAACGGUGUCGAUUCCUUGGACCCAUUCGACCAAAUCAAGGACUCGGACAUCAGAACGAUCAUGUACAACAGUUCCGGUGCCGCACCCUCACUGUUUGUCGGGACAGAGGCCUUCGAGGUGUUGGUGAAGCAGCAGAUCAGACGGUUCGAGGAGCCCGCUGUCCGGCUGAUCAACUUGAUCUUCGAUGAACUUGUCAGGAUACUGAAGCAGAUCAUCAUACAGCCCAAGUACUCGAGGUACCCUGCGUUGAGGGAGGCGAUUUCGAACCAGUUCAUCGAGUUCUUGAAAGAUGCGAUGAUCCCGACGCAAAACUUCGUCGUUGAUAUCAUCAAGGCGGAACAGACGUACAUCAACACGGCACACCCUGACUUGCUGAAGGGGUCGCAAGCAAUGGCAAUGAUCCAAGAGAAACUGCAUCCACCGGUGCAGGUUGCCGUGGACCCUAAGACGGGUAAACCGCUGCCCAACCAGCCCAGAACGUUGCAACCGCAGCAGGGCCAACAUCAACAACCACAGGGCCAACAGCAAGGUAUUCCCGAGGAGGGCAAGAACGGGUUCUUUGGUGGGUUCUUCACCUCUAAGAACAAGAAGAAAUUGGCGUCGUUGGAGUCCCCACCACCCGUGCUGAAGGCUACGGGCCAGAUGACGGAACGUGAGACGAUGGAGACGGAGGUGAUCAAGCUUUUGAUCACGAGUUACUUUGGAAUCGUGAAGCGGACCGUCGCUGACAUCAUCCCGAAGUCGAUCAUGCUGAAGCUGAUCGUCAAGUCGAAGGCAGACAUCCAGAAGACUUUGCUAGAGAAGCUGUACAGCACGCAGAAGGACGUCGAAGGCCUGACCCGCGAGAACGAUAUCACGAUCCAGAGACGCAAGGAGUGCAAGAGAAUGGUCGAGAUCUUGAGACACGCGAGCGAGAUCGUCUCCAGCGUCUAA